AUUGAUUGAAGUUAGACAUUAACAACGUUGGAUCACAGUGAUCUAGAGGUUAAGCGUUCGCUCGCGAGACUGAUAGGUCCUAAGUUGAAAUCUCAUGAGGCGGGAUCGUCGAUGCGCACUUUUGAGGAGUCUCAUACUAGGGCGAAACAGCCGUCCAGUACUCUCAACUGAAUAAUCACAUUCUGAAUGACUCAAUCAAUAACUGAUAUUCAGUGGUAUAUAAGAGUUAAAAUAGAUUACAAUUUUAAUGUAUGAUUACUUCAUAUCGUCAUGGUAAAAUCAUACUUUAGGGACUGGCAUAAAACAACCGUGAUAAGUUUCUGUCUAGUUUCUAAUCAGUCAGGAAGCAACUUUGAUAAAUGGAUAGUUUAUGGAAAAGAAAACAAUGAUAUUGUACACAUUUUACAUAAGUAAUAAAUAUACUAAUAUUAUUUUUACAGGUUAUUCUCCCUGAAGGCCGAAAAAACCAACAGCUUAUGAAAUCGUUCAAAUGAAUACAGCUCGAUCAUCUAUCCGAAUACUAAAGAAGAACAAGAGACAUUUUUUAAUAGUCAACACCAACUUCCUGUCGAAAGCCAUGAAAACUACUUACUUAUAUCAAUAUAUGAAGACAAUUGUGAACACACGUUUCAUUAUGAGAACGUUUUUAUCUUAGACAGAGGCGGUAAAAAGAUCAUAAGUUUUUCAGAUGUUUGAGGCUCAGAUCAACCUGAAAUCAGCAGAUAUUUCGAAAUUUUCAUAACUCAAUUCAAUCUUCUGCUAGGUUAGAAUCAAUUACGAGUUCUAGGGAUCUAAAGUCCCCAGCACACCUCCACUUUUUAAUUGCAUACUUUCCUGGGGUAGACUUGCGUUUUGACUGUAGUUCGCCGCUGUUGGAGAGGCUACCUUCUGGAACGGAUACCAGCUUGUCGUUGAUCUUUUUCUCGUGGUGGGGCUGCCGGUAAGCUCGAGGUAUCGAGCAGGAGAGAAUUGUCACGUCAGAUGCAGUGUCUAUUUGCAAUCUAAACGGAUGCCCAUUAAUACUAAGGGUAACGAAUUUCCUCUGACCUGGGGAUGAGCUUUGACAAAAAGACAUCAGGCUCAACGAAGUGGUACAGGGUUUAUGAACAGUCUUCUUGGCACUUCUGGAUCGGUUUGGCUUCCUCUUAAGACAAAACCCGUCUUUAUGACCGACGACCUCACACUUCCCGCAUCGAUAUUGCCUAAAUGGACAGUUUCGUACAUAGUGCCAUGCACUGCAGUGCCAAGAUGGGGCAGGAGGAUUUGUUUUUGUCUGUUGACUUGAACUAGUAGCUGGGGCAAAUUUAUGCGGGUUGGGUGGUUUUUGGACUACAUGAGUUUCGGUACGACCUAAACGACCACGCUGGACCAUCGUGGUGUCACGCCGUAGAUUCAUUAGACGUUGAUAUUCAUUUACAAUAUCAUUGAGUGUAAAUUUGGGGUCUUGGUCUAAUCGACUAAGCAGCCGUAUUAUAAUGUCACUAAACUUCUGCGAUUGGAGACCGCAGAUUAAAAUAAGGGCUUUGAAUCGAUCUUCAGUCAGCGACUUCAACCGACGGUACUCCUAUACGUGAGAAAAUCAGCGUCUUUGUUUGUAGUCAGCUUGAACCAUCGAUAACGUAGGUUGAUUAGUGAAGAUUUAUCUCCAAACUGUUGGCUCAAUGACUGGACGGUGUCAGAGAAUGAAUGUUCACGUGGGUUUAGAGGCAAAAUUAAGUUGCAAGAUCUAUUUAAUUCACUAAGAACCAGUUUUCGAAGCAGCAAGCAGACUUUCCAAGCAUCAUCCCGAUUAGCGAGGUCAAAUCUGAAUAAAUCUUUAUAACGUCGAAACCACAUACCAAAUGUGACAUUGGAAUCAGGAUCAUAAGGAAACUCUGAAGUACUAUUCGCAAUACAAUCAACUAACGGUGCAGUAGUAGUGGUAGAAGUGCUUGGUUGUGCGUUAGGCGUAAGCUUUGCAUCUUCUAAAAUCGACCCUUUUACUGUUUAUCCGGUUAAUUAUAUUUUGUAGUUGUAAUUUGGCCUGACGUCUUGGGCUAAUGCAUAUUUGCCCCAAAUUGUCUGUUAAUCAUAAUUAUCUGAUUUUCUUUAUCCUAAUUGUUUCUAAACUUUUUUCCCAGAGUACAUGUGUACUACACCUAAAUAUCAUUCGUGAUAUAUUUCAAUCAAAAAAUUUAAAUUAUCAUACAGAUAAAUAUUUACAAAAAGCAUUAAUUAUUGCUUUGGAUGGUGUUGGAUGUGGAGAUUUAUCAGUGAGUUUGUUAUAUAUCUA
Molecule: messenger RNA, 2272 nt
Organism: Schistosoma bovis
Lineage: Eukaryota; Metazoa; Platyhelminthes; Trematoda; Strigeidida; Schistosomatidae
Source: the annotation of a GenBank genome assembly